Pimephales promelas (fathead minnow) is the source of this 7331-nucleotide messenger RNA. The record is from RefSeq and is a predicted model, not a curated record. NCBI's taxonomy places the organism in Eukaryota, Metazoa, Chordata, Actinopteri, Cypriniformes, Leuciscidae.
AGCAGAAGGGUCUCAGUCUCCAUUAAAGAUCUGAAUGCAGGGUUUAGAUGCGUUUUGUCUCGGACUCUGAGGGAUUCGGGAUCUUCACCAUAUAAGGAUCAAACCCAGACGAGCAGGAUCUCCUGUGUGUGUAUUUGCGCGUACGUGUGUGUUCCCGAGCUCAGGAAUGCCAGCGUUUGAAGGCUCGAGGCUUGAGUGGGAUCCUGUGACCUCGAGGAGACCAUGAGACGUUCCUCCUCGAGUGUGUGUCCAUGCCUGUCGUGACGCUCCAGCUCGACGGGUGGGAUGCCGUGACUGCGGCGCGUGACUCUGGCGUUGGCGUUGCGUGUCGAGCCGAUGGAAACUGCUGCCCCAUCAUGAGCUGCCAUGACGCCGGAGGGCGUCGCCGCUACGAGGACUCGGAGUUCACGCUGCGCGUGUAUCCCGGAGCGCUAUCCGAGGGCACCAUCUACUGCCCCGUCACGGCCCGAAAGGUCACGUCGGCGGCCGAGGUCAUCGAGCUGCUAAUCGAGCGGCUUCAGCUGGACCGCGCGCGGCUCUAUGUGCUCGCCGAGGUCAAGGAGUUCGGCGGGGAGGAAUGGAUCCUGAAUCCGUGCGAUUGUCCAGUUCAGCGGAUGAUGCUAUGGCCGCGAAUGGCGUUGGAGAACCGCCUCGGCGGCGAGGAUUACCGGUUCCUCCUGCGGGAGAAGAACCUCGACGGCUCCAUCCAUUACGGGAACCUUCAGAUGUGGUUGCGCGUGACGGAGGAGCGUAGACGUAUGGUGGAGCGUGGGUUUCUCCCGCAGCCUCCCGCGGGACAGUACGUAGCCGACCUCUGCGCGCUCCCGGAUCUAAACGAGCAAACUUUGCUCGAGAACCUUCGCGGACGCUUUCGGCAGGAGAAGAUUUACACGUACGUCGGCGGGAUUCUGAUCGUCGUCAAUCCCUUCAAGUUCCUGCCCGUUUACAAUCCGAAAUACGUCAAAAUGUACGAUAACCAUCAGCUGGGGAAGCUGGAGCCGCACAUUUACGCGGUGGCGGACGCGGCGUAUCACGCGAUGCUCCAGAGGAAGAAGAACCAGUGCAUCGUGAUCUCCGGAGAAAGCGGAUCGGGAAAGACUCAGAGCACGAACUUCCUGAUCCAUCACCUGACGGCGCUCAGCCAGAAGGGCUUCGCUAGCGGCGUAGAGCAGAUUAUCCUCGGAGCCGGACCUGUUCUGGAGGCUUUUGGAAACGCUAAAACAGCCCAUAAUAACAACUCCAGCCGCUUCGGCAAGUUCAUUCAAGUCAACUACCAGGAGAGCGGGACCGUCCGCGGAGCGUAUGUGGAGAAGUAUCUUCUGGAGAAGUCCCGUCUGGUGUAUCAGGAGCACAACGAGAGGAACUAUCAUGUGUUUUACUACCUGCUGGCCGGAGCGAGUGAAGAAGAAAGAAAAUCAUUUCAUCUUCUCAAACCAGAGGAGUAUCAUUACCUCAACCAGAUAACAAAGACAGUCCACAGACAGCACUGGGGAAAUUACUAUGAGACUGAGCUGGACUGUUUCGCGGUGGAGGGAGAGGAUCUGAAGCAUGACUUCGAGAGACUCCAGCUGGCCAUGGAGAUGGUGGGCUUCCUUCCCGCCACCAGGAAACUAAUCUUUUCUUUGCUGUCUGCGAUCCUUCACCUGGGGAACAUCCGCUACAAGAAGAAGACGUACCGAGACGACUCCAUCGAUAUCUGCAACCCGGAGGUGCUGCCCAUCGUCUCGGAGCUGCUGGAGGUGAAGGAGGAGAUGCUUUUCGAGGCUCUGACGACACGCAAGACGGUGACGGUGGGAGAGAGACUGAUUGUGCCGUACAAACUGGCUGAGGCAGGGACGGUGAGGGACUCGAUGGCCAAGUCUCUGUACGGCGCUCUGUUCGACUGGAUCGUCUUCCGCACCAAUCACGCGCUGCUCUACAACAAAGACCUGGAGGAUUCGGCCAAGAUCCUGUCCAUCGGCGUGCUGGACAUCUUCGGCUUCGAGGACUACGAGAACAACAGCUUCGAGCAGUUCUGCAUCAACUUCGCCAAUGAGACGCUGCAGCAUUACUUCAACCAGCACAUCUUCAAACUGGAGCAGGAGGAGUAUCGGUCCGAGGGCAUCAGCUGGCACAUGAUCGAGUACAUCGACAACACGGCCUGCAUUAACCUCAUCAGUAAGAAGCCCACGGCGCUGUUUCACCUGCUGGACGAAGAGUGCAAUUUUCCGCAGGCAUCUAAUCAGACUCUGCUGGACAAGUUUAAGCGUCAGCACGAGGGAAGCGUCUUCAUCGAGUUCCCGGCCGUCAUGGAGCCGGCGUUCAUCAUUCGCCACUACGCCGGCAAGGUCAAAUACAGCGUCAAGGACUUUCGUGAGAAGAACACGGAUCACAUGCGUCCGGAUAUCGUGGCUCUGCUGAAGAGCAGCCGAAACGCGCUCGUCUGUGGCUUGAUGGGCCUCGACCCCGUGGCCACCUUCAGAUGGGCCGUGAUUCGGGCCUUCUUCCGCGCGCUCGUCGCCUUCCGGGAGUCCGGGACACGGCACACGGAGAAGAGGACGAGCACCGGUUCUGAUGGUCCAGUUCAGACUCAGAAGAGUGUGGACAGCUUCAGCUUCCUCCAUCACCCUGUUCACCAGCGGAGCCUUGAGAUCCUGCAGCGCUGCAAAGACGACAGAUACAAUUCGUGUAUCAGCAGGAGGAGUCCACGGACGCCACUGUCGGACCUGCAGGGCUCAAACACUCUCGGCCAGAAACUAUCCAGGGACUGUGGCUUUCGAGGCUCGAGGUCUUCGUUCUCCUCUCCCGACGAGGAGGGGAUCUUCGUGAACACUGUGAACAACAAGCUCUUGGAGCGAGCGCAGGGAAUCCUGAUGCGAAACAAGAACUACAAGACGAAGCCCAGCCUCCCGAAGCACCUGCUGGACGUGAAAUCGCUGAAGUAUCUGAGCUGUCUGACACUUCACGACCGCAUAACCAAAUCACUCCUGCACCUGCACAAGAAGAAGAAGCCGCCCAGCAUCAGCGCGCAGUUCAAUGUUUCUCUGAACAAGCUGAUGGAGACGCUGGGACAGUCCGAGCCGUACUUCGUGAAGUGCAUCCGGUCUAAUGCAGAAAAGCUUCCUCUGCGUUUCAACGACGCGCUGGUGUUGAGACAGCUGAGAUACACUGGGAUGCUGGAGACCGUGAGGAUUCGGCAGUCUGGAUACAGCGUCAAGUACAGCUUUCAGGAUUUUGCUCAUCAUUUCCACGUGCUUUUACCCGCUGGAUUUCCCGGCACUCAGUCGGCCAUCAGACAGUUCCUGCAGAAUGCAGAGCUCGAGCCCGACGGGUAUCAAGUGGGCAGAAACAUGGUGUUUCUGCGAGAGCGUCUGCGUCAGAAGCUUCAGGACGAGCUUCAUCAGGAGGUGUUGAGGAGGAUCGUGUGUUUGCAGAGACGCUUCCGGACGAAGCAGGAGAGAAGACACUUCAGCCGGCAGAGACGAGCCGCACGCCUCAUUCAGCGCUGGUGGCGUAAGUGUCUGACUCGCGCAGAUGAGUGUGUGUGUGAGCCGGAGCUCCAGCAGAGGGCAGCGGUGUGUGUUCAGGCGUUCUGGAGAGGCUUCAGAGACAGACGUCAGUACCGGCAUCAGAAGAGAGCGGUUCUGCUCAUCCAGAGAUGCUGGAGACGAGUCCUUCAGAUGCGCGUGAGAGAGAGAGCGGCAGGCCUCAUACAGGCCGUCUGGAGGACACACAUACUGAGACACAGGGCCGCCGUCACACUUCAGGCCGCCUGCAGGGGGCGCCAGGCUCGACUGCGGUGCCGCAUUCUGAGAGAUCAACGACGCGGAGAGAAAACCAUCAAUGGCGAAGAGCAUCCAAACACUGUGACUAAAAGUUUACACACCCCUCAAAACUCAAGCGUAGAGCUGUCCGAGAAGCUCGAGGAAAAGCAAUCCGCCGAACCUCCUCGAGCGGUCGACGACAGCACGCUAAAGAGCCGAUCCAAGCGGGAAAGCAGGAGGCAACGGGAACUCGAACAGGCCACUUUCAGUUUAGAGCUUCUCAAAGUCCGAUCCGGUUCAGUGUCGAACUCAGAACCGGACGCCUCCGCUCAAAUCCCUCUCUCCAAACAGCCUCCUUCGUCUCCUCAGGCCUCCACCGAUAGCCACGAAAGCUUUGAGGAGUUGGCCAAAGUUUCGACCCUUCAAACGAGCGAAAAUAACGCGACUAAAGAGAGAGAGAGAGAGUCGGAGCAAGUUUCCAAACCCGAGCCGAUGGAGGUGAACCAAACCAGCCCGACGUCCUUGAAAGCUCACUUCUACAUCGCCGAUGAGGACGGCAGUCCGGUUAAGAGUCGCUCGGAGAAGAAGGAGUCAGUGCUGGUCAUCAUCAGCAUGCAGAAAGGAAACCCUGUAGACCCUGAUGACCAUCAGAUGGAAGUGGAGGACCAACAGCUGGAGCUUCUGCUCUGCAAUGAUCAUCCCGAAGGCCAUUCGACCCCUGAACCUCAAAGCAAUCACGGCUUGGACGCUUCGGCCUCCUCUAAAACCCUCCAGCUGGACUCGAGGGAAGCAGCGCCCACGAAGAAGGACGUCCAGAAGAAGCUUGUGUCUCAAAGCAUCAGUAUAAGUAUGAAGGAGAAAGCUGAUCUGGCCUUCUCUCCCAAACGCGGUCGUCUGACCUUCUCCAAGUCGGACAAAGACCUGGUGAACCAGGAGCGAUCCCUGGCGAUCCAAAGAGAAGCGGGAUUCAGAUCGCUGAAACACCGAGAGUCGUCUCAGAAAGAGCAGAAGAGGAUCCAGAAGACCAUGUCCUCGGGGGACCUUGGGAAAAUGGAUUCGCUCCGGAAGUCCAUGUCUCACACAGAUAGCAGGGUCAGAGGCAAAAUGCGCUUCUGGAGUAAGAGCAAACAUGCAGAUAAGAAGAUAUCCAGCAGGGGGCGCUCUGCCGACUCCGAGCUCAACGACACGAGGAACGACUCUCCUGCUGGAAGCCCAGUGCAUGCUGGUCUAUCUGAGCGCGGGCGGGACAGCAAGGAGAACCGCGAGCCGAUGCUGGGAAUGAUGUCGAUGAAGAGGAGACGCAGUGUGAAGAUCAGCAGUGUGUCUCUUGAAGCCUCGGCUUGGCAGAACGACUCGCUGCACAUCCUCACCAGCACCGCGGACUACCGGAGCAUGAACGACUUCCUCAUGAAGAAGAUCGGAGAUCUGGAAGCAGAAGACGGUCAGAAGGAUUCGCCUGUGGACGUCGUGUUCAAGAAAGCCCUGAAAGAGUUUCGCCUCAACAUCUUCAACUCGUACUCGACUGCUCUCGCGAUGGACGAUGGCAGGAGCAUCCGCUAUAAAGAUCUCCACGCUUUAUUCGAGCACAUCUUGGAGAAGAGUAUGCGUCUGGAGCAGCGAGACUGGAGCGAGUCUCCUGUUAAAGUCUGGGUCAACACCUUCAAAGUCUUCCUCGACGAGUUCGUGAACGAACACAAGCCGACUGACGGAGCCGUUAGCAAGGCUCCUAAACCUGAGAGGAAGAAGAGGAGGAAGAAGGAAUCAGACACGGUGGAGGAGCACAUGGGCCACAUCUUUAAAUCCACUCAGUACAGCAUCCCGACGUACUGCGAGUUCUGCUCCUCUCUCAUCUGGAUGAUGGACAAAGCCUGCGUCUGCAAACUCUGUCGCUAUGCGUGCCACAAGAAGUGCUGUCUGAGGAUGACCACCAAAUGCAGUAAGAAGUUUGACCCCGAGCUGUCUUCACGGCAGUUUGGCGUAGAGUUGUCUCGUUUAACGAGCGACGAGAGAGCCGUCCCUCUAGUGGUUGAGAAACUCAUCAACUACAUCGAGAUGCACGGGCUUUACACCGAGGGAAUCUACCGCAAAUCUGGAUCCACCAAUAAAAUCAAAGAACUCAAGCUGGGUCUGGACACCGAUGCGAACAGUGUUAGCUUAGACGACUACAACAUCCAUGUGAUCGCGAGUGUCCUGAAACAGUGGCUGCGUGACCUUCCGAACCCCCUCAUGACCUUUGAACUUUACGAGGAGUUCCUCAGGGCUAUGGGUCUGCAGGAUAAACGUGAGCUGGUUCAGGGAGUGUAUUCGAUCAUCGAUCAGCUCAGCAGAACUCACCUGAGCACACUGGAGAGACUCGUAUUCCACCUGGUCCGGAUCUCGUUCCAGGAGGAGACGAACCGCAUGUCUGCGAAUGCGCUGGCUAUCGUGUUUGCCCCCUGUAUACUGCGCUGUCCCGACACCACCGACCCGCUGCAGAGCGUCCGGGACAUCGGCAAGACCACCGCGUGUGUGGAGCUGAUCAUCUGUGAACAGAUGAGGAAAUAUAAAGCUCGUCUGAAGGACAUCAACACACUGGAGUUCGCAGAGAGCAAAGCCAAGAUUCGCCUGACACACAUCCGUCGCUCGAUGAAACCAGUACUAAUUGCUGUUAGGUUUAUUGGCAUUACAAGAACUGCCACGCUGCCAAACGCAGUUAAAAAGGGUAAAGGGCGUAUACGCAAAAGCGGUCGCCACACGCCCUCGCCGCCACUGAGCCCGCGGAUGACCGAAGGGGAGGAGCCAAGCGAGGAGGGGGCGGAGUCUGGGCUGAGCGAGCAGCAGCAGGCCGCCAUGCAGCAAGAAGAGAAAGUUUUGACCAUGCAGAUCGAAAACCUGCAGAAAGAGAAGGAAGAACUAACCUAUGAGAUGUUGGCUUUGGAUCCAAGAGCGUCUGAUGAUGAGAUGCUGGAGUCGGAAGCGUCUAUCGGGACAGCGGACAGCUCGGAAAACCUCAUGGAGUCGGAAGGGGCCGUGUCCGAUCAAUGGGAAAGAAUCACCGGCGCGGCGUCGGCAACACGCUGGAGGAAGUCCGAGUCUAAAAGCAGACGUGGUUUACGGCGUCAGCCCGAAUCCCUGGACUCUGUGGACUCGGCCGUCGCCUCGCUGUCCUCCGAGACGCCUCACUAUCGGCUCCGUUCCUCCUCUUCCGGGCCUCUGUUUUCCUCCGCCUCCUCCGGUGGGGAUUUGCACAUUCUCCCCGACCAGGAGGGCUUAGAACAGGCUUCCCUGAACACCCGAUGUGCCUCCAGCUCCGAGAAAACCCGUCCACGACCCCGAGGGAACCGAAGCUGCCCGCCCAAGCCCCGCGAGGACGGAGGCGUCCGCAGACGAGAGCACGAGUUCGGUUCCUCUCAGCCUUUAGUGCUGUACGGGAGUAAUGAAUUCAUGGUGUGAUCAUGUGGCGUCCAACAUUCGCUGGAGCUGGUAACGCCUUUCACAGUGCUGGUAAGGAACAAAAUGCAACAAGUACGGUGUAAAAAUGAACGCACCCAUAUCUACGACCUACUGACUGUAAAGUGGACCUGCUGGACCGGUCCGUUCUUCACAACA